This is a messenger RNA of Fonsecaea nubica, 1149 nucleotides long. RefSeq lists its product as hypothetical. Bases 1 to 1149 code for a protein of 382 amino acids. Lineage: Eukaryota; Fungi; Ascomycota; Eurotiomycetes; Chaetothyriales; Herpotrichiellaceae. The transcript has 2 exons. The record is from RefSeq and is a predicted model, not a curated record.
AUGUCCUCUCGUUAUGAUGAUCGAGACUACCGCGGUGGCGAGCCUCGUCGAAGAGAACGAGACCGUGAGCGUGACCCCCGCGAGCGUGUUGAACCUACAGCCCGAGAAAGAAGGAUAAUAGACGACCACCACCCCGAACGAAGAGAAAGAGACACUCCAAUGUCUGAUGUCAUGGACAUUGGUAUUGACCGCCGUAUGGAAGUCCGUCCGGACCCCAGGAUGGAGCGCAUGGAUAUCGCAAGAGACCCAACAAGGGCCAACACUGCCAGGAGCAUCGAUCCCAUCCGGUCGGAACGAACCGUGGACAGCCGUAGUGUCGAGCCACCUGAAAGAAUGUAUACAGAUCCCGCCACUGGAAUAUCGACAAUGUACCGCCAAGUGCCCCAGAGCAGAUAUCCCCGUGAAGACCGUGAUUACCUUGAUCCUGUUCCUCCCAGUCGUCGUAUACCAAUGGACGCAACCAUGAGGGAUGAACCCUCAAGGCCACAACUUCAACUCUCCGAGUUCUGGUGCCCAGGAGAAGGGAUCGAACGAGAAGUGAUCCAACAUGAAAUUUGCAAAUUCCUUGGCCAGGAUGCCACAUGUCGUCCCGGCGUCGAUAAUCGAGUAUGCUACCUCAAAAAUAGGUUGUUCCAUGAGCAUAUCGCGCACUUACGACGGUACGAACUCCGGUUACCCUUUGUGCCCUCCCUGACAAGAGAAUCCCAUACUGACCGCACCACGGCUAGGCGAUGGAGCAGAGCCUCCGCGAUGAAUCUGAGAGAUGGCUACGCGAAAAAGAUCGAAGGCGACGACAGGGUGAAACCCGAGGUAUGGGCCGUACGACACCUCCAGCAAUCGAGUCUAAGGCUCGGGCAGGUUCCUAUGCCGACUUGGCAGAUUCGCAAGAAAGGACCCAAGACCGCAGGCGCUUCCCACAACCUGGAGAUAUGGACCUUGACGAGGAUGAUUAUCGUGCGCCCCUCAGGCAUCGUGAACCCCGUGAGCGUGAGCGUGAACGUGAGCGUGACCUGGAACCUCCUCGCCCAGUGGCCACUGGCCGUAUCCCAGUCACUACUGGCUAUCCUCCGGAACCUGGAUAUACUCAAUAUGCCAUUUCUUCUCAACCGUCAGGAUACCCUCCGGGCCAACCGGCAUACUACGGAGUAG